Lactuca virosa is the source of this 634-nucleotide messenger RNA. The record is from the annotation of a GenBank genome assembly. Lineage: Eukaryota; Viridiplantae; Streptophyta; Magnoliopsida; Asterales; Asteraceae.
AUGAAUAGCACAAAUAGUUUUCGUCGGCGGCGGCUCAUUCAAUUACGCAGAUCACUUCACCUCUCUCAGCUUUCAGAAGACAUAAAGAUGAAUGCGUACAAGGCUUACAAAGCAUGUGCUCCAAUAGCAUGGAGUCCCAAUCUGUACAUAACUCUGGUGAGGGGAAUUCCAGGAACUAGGAAACUUCACAGGCGCACUUUAGAAGCAUUGCGUUUAGGAAAAUGCAAUCGAACUGUUAUGAGAUGGAAUACUCCUACUGUUAGAGGAAUGCUUCAACAGGUUAAAAGAUUGGUUGUAAUUGAGACUGAAGAAAUGUUUAAAGCACGCAAAGAAAAAGAAGCAAAACACCGCUGCUUAAUAUCUUUUUGUUUUGUCAAAAUUCAGGAUUUCCUUUUGGGUAUCAGAUGCACAUUUCAAGCUGAUGUGUGAAAGGUGGUCUAAGUUCUUUUCUGAUAAAGCACUAAUAUCCUGUAGUUGAUAACAUUUGCAGAUCAUUCAGUUUAGUUAAGGUACGCAUAAUAUGAAGGAAAGCUACUUGUUUUUUUGAAGAUGCAUAAAUUUGUAAUGUUCUACUUCUACUCCUCUAGUUAUAGACCUAUUCCUAUAUGAAAUACUUGAUUUGUUUCUCGGCAUA